This is a messenger RNA of Thamnophis sirtalis, 1131 nucleotides long. The record is from RefSeq and is a predicted model, not a curated record. Lineage: Eukaryota; Metazoa; Chordata; Lepidosauria; Squamata; Natricidae.
AUGCGAGGGCCCCCUCCGGGCUGGCUGGGGCGCGCGCGGGCGGCUCGCCGGUGAUCGGAGGCGCCGCGCCGUGAGACACACAUAUCCAAAGAGAGCGAGAGAGCGCCUUCGCCCGGCCGGCCGAGGCGCUGCUUUUGCGGGGAAAGGAAGCCAAGCCAGGCAGCCGAAAUACAGCGGGCGGAAAGACGCAGCCACAGCAGCCGGGAAAAAGAAGGGAGGGAAAGAAAAGCAAAGAAGAAAAGAAAGCCAGGCGGGCCGGCGCGCGGCCAACUUCCUGCGUUUGGGGUUUCUCGCUCGCCUUUCUCUCUCGGUGGAGACAUGUCGGAAGGUCCCGAUCUGGUCUGCAUCAAGCAGGAAAGGAUUUCGUAUACCCCGCCUGUGAGCCCAGUAGACGAUUAUCCUUCCUCGUCACCUCUCCAUGUCCCACUGCAUCGAACCAUCAGGAUGGAGGACGAGACCCUCAGGCUUCCAGCCCAUUUGCGUUUGCAACCCAUCUACUGGAGCAGAGACGAUGUGGGUCAAUGGCUAAAGUGGGCGGAGAAGGAGUUCUCCCUUAGAACCAUUGACAGCAAUACCUUUGAGAUGAAUGGCAAAGCUCUUUUGCUACUAACCAAAGAGGACUUCCGAUACAGAUCUCCACAUUCUGGUGAUGUUUUAUAUGAGCUCCUUCAGCACAUCUUGAAGCAAAGAAAUUCUCAUAUGUUGUUUUCUCCCUUCUUCCACCCUGGGAAUUCUGUUCACGCGCCUCCGCCAGAUGCCAUGCUGCACCAGAAUCACGAUGAAGGUAACUGCAAAGGUCUCUUUGUUUUACGAGGAGCAAAAUGACACGAACAGGUCAGGUGAUGUUGUGGAAAGAAAGAGGACAAUUGAUGGGUGGGGGGAAGCAUACUGAUAAAGAAGAAUGUUUAUGUUUGCAAAUCAGGGUUGAAAUGAAGGGUCCCCUUGGUGCUCUCUGGGCUUGGUUGUUUUCUUGCAGAUGUUUCGUUACACAACUAGGUAACAUCAUCAGUGUGAAGCAUGGAAUGUUUGUAGCAUCCUAUUUAGAUCACUUCUAAUAACUGUGAUCUAUGAAUCCUGGGUACUCUUGAAAAGUUAGAACCGUAUUUCCCAAACCUGGCAACUUUAAGAUAU